CUCGCAAGUUUCAAACUCUCGCAAGUCGUCCGUUUACUCUGAGGGAGUGUAGUCGCUUUGCCCGGAAGCGCUUUUUACACGUGACAAUCGUAAUCCGGAAGGUGAAAUUUGCCGAGAAUUUGUGAAUCCAGAGUUUUUUUACCGAGUUGAAGAGAGACGACGUAUUAUGCAUCCAGUUGUUCAAUCUUUCACACGCAGUUUUGCAUUAUUUUCAGCGGUUUUUAUAACAGUAAUUACUACCAAGGUCAGAGGGCAGCAAAAUUGUAACACGGCAUUUAUGCAGUGUGCUCGUCCUCUGUCUGUGCUUACCGAUUCCGGGCUAAGCUUUGUAACUACCAAGGAAGAUUUAGACAGAACAUGCCCAAACUUCCAAGAAGCCCUCAGAUGUAUCAGAGCCUACACUCGAAGGUGUAUGAGCUACGACCAGAGAAAACACUUCAAGAAACUAUUUCACGGAACUACACUAAUGGUUCACGAAUUAUGCAAAAACGGAACAUACCAAGAAGAAUAUCUAACUUACGCACCAUGCAUGAAGAACGUAGAGAGUCAAACGAAAGGCUGUUUCUCCAAGUAUGCCACAGCGAUGCAGGACAUCCAAACCAAAACAAAUUUAGAAGAAGAAAGGGAGGUGAUCAUGGACACAGACAUUUUCAUGUACGAAAAAAGAAAACGAGAAACCGCUGACAAGGGAAUCAGAGAUGUCUGUUGCAAUUUCCAAGAAUACGUUGAGUGUUCUUCCAGCACCAUGCGGCAACACUGCGGAGAAGGCGCUGAGAAAUUCAGUCGAAAGUUCCUAGAUCAGAUGUCAUCAGCCAUGAUCAAGAGUCAUUGCAAUGAGUACACCCCGAAGGUUUGCGGUAUUGAGACCUCAUCAGCUUCAAGGAGUUCUUCAAUAUCCAUGGUCAUAUCACUAUUGAUCACACUAUCACAUUUUCUGCGAUAAAUCACCAAAUAUUUGUGAUAUAGACACUUUUAUAUUCUGUAAAUUAAUAUGAAAUGUAAAAGUUGUAUAGAAAGUCUGCAAUUUUCUCGAUUUUGUUUCGUGCAGUAUUCAUUUAAAUUUAAAUUAAAUAAUUACCCUUAUACACGAAUACUGCACGAGUGAAAAUCGAGGGAAUUGCGUUACCAAUCGAAAUAUCUCUUUACUUCGAUUCAAAAGACUGAUGGUACAUGUGACAGUGUUUUUCCUUAGAAUUUGGGUAGGAAUCUCAUAGGUUAAGCGAGUCGGAGCAAUAAUGAAAUAUUGGUUUCUGAGGUUAUGUGCAAUCAGGCAGUAGCUUGUCAAGUUCAUAUCAGCAUUGCUAAUUCACGAAUAGAUUCUUCUUGUGAUACUUUAAGUCAGACAUAUGCUAAAGAGAAGCUAUUGCUAUUCGUAAUAUUUAUUAUUGUUUCUUAGACCUAUUCAAUUUUAGGUUCCAAGAUCAUCCAUCUUACAUCCAUAUUCAUCCUAGAUAGAACCUGUUAUUUUGUCCCCUUCCAUUUCUUCAUCAUAUUCUCAUUCCACCACAAUCUGAGUCAGAAAUUUAUAGUUUUUGCAUGAUACGAUAACACGAGGACUUUUAUUGAGCUCUGAACGGACUAUAAUCAAGGAGGAGGUUCACCAAACCUCUCACGGAACAAUCUAAUCAGAUGUAAUAUGCUAAUUCCUCUUCAAAUACGAAAGAAUUGAAGGUAUACCAGCAUAUUUCUCAGCAAUUAUUCCAAUAUAAACAUGUAACAUGCAAAAUCCCAAUUUAUUUGUGGAAAAAGAGCUGGCCUCAACACAUGAAUUGGGAUUUUGUUUUGUUAAUUGUCGGUUAUUCGUAUUUCUGUAUUUUACGAGGUAGAAGAUUUGCUAAUCUACUGCAAUCAAAAUCUCGUGAUGUUCCACGAAUGAAAUUUUAAAGCCAUAAAUGAAAGAAAUUUCUUUUUCUACACGUUUAUUCCAAUCUCAACUGUUUCAUCUAUAAAAUUGUCAUGAAUUUCUUGUUUCCCAUCAUUUUAAAUUAAUUUAUUUCGUCACAGAAACUCUCUUGUAAGUGUUAAAAAUGUUCAUUUCUGUAUCUACGUAACAGACCCGUAGACGAAAUUAUCACUUCAUUUUUCAUAAUGAAAAUCCUAUAAAAAUUGUAUUGUAUAAAUGCAUUGUUGUAAAUUGCUCAGCACUCUGAUGUCAUAUCCUUGAAAAAUUAUAACAAAUUAUAAGUGAAGCAAAAUCAUCACAUCCUACAUAUCAAUUUUCAUAAUUUUCUGUGAAUCCAUAUCUGGAGAUUAGGCCGUAGAUAAUACUCAUAAUCAUUGUGGUAUGUAGUUCAGAUCAAAUCUAAAUUUCUAUAGCUGUAGUUCAAUGGAGAAGAGAAUUGUUAAAGCUGUACAUACUGAUAAAAAAUAAAUUAUUGAAGUUAUUAAA
This is a messenger RNA of Harmonia axyridis, 2389 nucleotides long. RefSeq lists its product as uncharacterized. Bases 167 to 943 code for a protein of 258 amino acids. The transcript is spliced from 6 exons. Lineage: Eukaryota; Metazoa; Arthropoda; Insecta; Coleoptera; Coccinellidae. The record is from RefSeq and is a predicted model, not a curated record.